Phaedon cochleariae (mustard beetle) is the source of this 1220-nucleotide messenger RNA. The record is from the annotation of a GenBank genome assembly. Lineage: Eukaryota; Metazoa; Arthropoda; Insecta; Coleoptera; Chrysomelidae.
GUGCAAGGUUGAAUUAUAGCAAAUAAGGUACUGUGAUUAAUGCUUCAACAUCAACAAGCCGCAUUUGGCAAGCUAGAAGAGUAGUUUAUUGUUUUUUUCGUCCGUACCAUGGAAAAUACAUCCAGUUUUCCCAAUCAAAAGAUCACGAUACUUUUGGGUACCGUUACUACUGUAUUCGUUGUGUUGGGUGCUUAUUGGUACCAAAGAUUGCGGAAACCCAAAAUACCCACGGAAUGGACGCCCGUGGGAAAAAUAACCAAAUUGUGCUUGUAUCCUCUGAAAAGUGGAAAGCGCAUUGAAGUGCAAAAGUUGGUGUGCAACAAACACACUGCGAUGGAGGACGAAAAGGUAGAAAAUUCCUUGAGAUUACGCGACAGAUCAUUUGUGGUGUAUCAUGAAGAAACCAAGGAAUAUAGAACGGGAAGAAAUAAUCCGAAAUCAGUCCUUGUGGAGGUGUCCGCACGAGAUGAGAAUCAUGUAGCUCUGAAUGCUCCUGAUAUGCCCACCUUGAUCGUUGAGAUUCCAAAGAAAACUAAGAGUAACGUGACUAUUGUCAAGCAUUUCAUGGAUGAACCCAUCCCAACGAUCGAUUGUGGAGAUGCAGCAGCCAAAUGGAUAUCAAAAUACCUUCUGGGCGAGAAUGCUGGUCUGCGAUUGGGCUAUCAUGAUGGUAGCUUCAGGAGAAUAAUGUUCGAGAAAUUAUACCAGGGUCUCGAGGACUAUUACAAAAGAGGGAUGAACAUUGAUGCAACGGGUCUGAACAGUGACUUGACCACCCUCAUGAUGAUAUCGGAAUCCUCGGUACGUGACGUCAACCAAAAAAUCGUCAACUCAGAGAUCAGCUCCAACAAUUUCCGUCCGAAUUUGUUGAUGGACGGUCCAAAUCUGAGGCCUUUCGAAGAAGACAGCUGGGAAUGGAUCAAAAUCGGAGACGUCGUCAUGAAGAACGUGAUGGAAUGUCUGAGGUGCAUCAUGACCACGAUUGAUGCUGAUACUGGUAUCAGAAGAAGUGAUAUGGAACCGUUGAAUACUUUGAAGAGGUAUCGAAUGACCAGCGGACCUCACAAAGCUCCUGUAAUGGGGAUACAUCUAAAUGUAGUGCGGAAUGGGAGAAUAUCAGUUGGAGACACUGUGUAUAUUGUGAAGCGAGAAUAAGAAGCUUACUUUAUUCACCAACUAUCUUUAUAGUUAUUUUGAGAUUAAAUAUUCGUUCACCCAUA